AUGCCUCCCGGUGAGGUGGCAGAGACAACACCACAGGAACCUCCUCAAGACGACUCGUGUAUCUCAGUCAGUCUGUUAUCCCCCGUGGAAGUUGAUGAACCUGUGUCUCAGUCCACAUUCUCUCCCGUGUUCGAGAGGGUACGAGCCGUCGAGGUCCUCCCGGCGUCCACGUCCUCGCCCACGGGUGUCACUAGGGCUAUCGCCCCCGAAUCAGCCCUCUCCUCAUCCGAGACCUUCGGCUCCGAGAUCAAGACCCUCCUCAUCUCCCGCUCGAACCCGGGGUCCACCGCAAGCCCGGCCACCAACAUCGACGCCACGCCGCUCACGCGUGUCGAUCGCCGGAGCCUGCUCGAGGCCUUGGGCCCCUGGCCGACAGAGGAGGAGGCGCAUGCUAUGCUGGACAUCGUCGUCUUCAACGUCGGCAUAUCGCAGCAGCUGUUCGACGUCCGCGCCUUCUCGGAUAGCCUGUCUCUGCUGUACCAAGAGUCCGCUACAGAUGUGAGGCUGCCCGAGAUAUGGAUCGUGGAGGCCUUGUUGGUCUUCGCUGUGGGCAGGCUGCUUCAGGGGCGAGAUGACGAGAGUGGCGAUUUGCCCGGGACGGGGUUCUUCUGCGAGGCGGUUAAGAGGACGCCUUUGCUUGGUGAGUUGAGAAGGCAUGGUGUCAUCGGUGUUGAGGUUGUUGCCUUGACGGCACUUUAUCUUCAGAUCGUGGAUCGGAAGGAUGAUGCAUACUUACAUUCUAAUACGGCCUUGAGGUUGGCGAUAAGUCACGGCGGAUAUCCGAUGUCCAUCGAGGACUACGCUAUCACGACUCCCGCUCCUUACGAAGUUCCAGGAUUCUCAUCGGCAACUGCGCUGGCAGUCAACGUCAAGGCGGCAAGGAUUACUGGAAAGAUCACAUCAACCAUCUACUCACAGAAGAAUGAUCCAGAAAGCACAUUCAUCAAUAAUGUGCAAGGCAUACUACACUCUCUAUACGAAGUCGAAAAGACCAUGCCUUUGGAGUAUUCAAUGGAGAUCAAGCCAUCAGGCCUCCUCGUUGCUGGACGUCCCUUCAUGGAUGCUCCGACGACGACAUCGAGAACAAGCUCAAGCCUGUACAUCUCCGUCUACUCAGCUGUCAUCCACACCGUCCGUCCCAUCCUGCUCUACAUGGCCCGAAACAGCCGUGACCCAGAGCGCGAGGGCUCUCGCACCGAAGUCAGCCCGGCCCUCAUCCGCCUAGCAGAAAUCUGCGUCGAGACCGCGAGCAAGAGCCUCGUAAUCCUCCAGGAACUCCGCAAAAAAGAGAUCCUCGCAAAGAACGCCUUCCUCGACCUGGACGCCACGUUUUCCGUGGGUUACAUCUUCGUCCUCGUGGAAGCCAUCAACCCGGGGAAGAGCCUGGGCUUCAAAGGCAUCGAUGGCUCGCGGGCAAUCCUACGUUACCUAGUCGGGCUGGGAAACCGGGCCGCUGCGAAUCGUUUGGCCGAGCUCGAUCAGAUGUGCGUGCAUCUUGCCCUGCCGGUGCAGCACGGGACUGGGCAGACGCCCCAGCAGUCUUUGACGGACCUUCUCACGAAGCCAUUUUCUUUCGAGAGUGGGUAUGGGGCUAUCGAGGAAGCUUGCUCGACUCUGGAUGCUGCUGCGGACACGUUGAGUCGGACAGGGGCCGGGGGCGGCGGCAGGGAGAUGUGUGAUAACGAGGACCCGGGCUUCGAGUUCAGCGGCGCGGACUUGGCGAGUAUACCGCUCGAGGGAGAGAAUAGUCUGUACUGGGUGUAUCACACGCCGGGCUUCUCGUUUACCGGGGUCGAGCAGACGGAUUGGGAGGCAUUGGAGAACCAGAUUCCCUGGGGCAACCAGCCGUGA
Molecule: messenger RNA, 1851 nt
Organism: Colletotrichum karsti
Lineage: Eukaryota; Fungi; Ascomycota; Sordariomycetes; Glomerellales; Glomerellaceae
Product: fungal specific transcription factor domain-containing protein
Exons: 6
Coding region: 1-1851 (616 amino acids)
Source: RefSeq, a predicted model, not a curated record